Molecule: messenger RNA, 3042 nt
Organism: Choloepus didactylus (southern two-toed sloth)
Lineage: Eukaryota; Metazoa; Chordata; Mammalia; Pilosa; Megalonychidae
Gene: MTBP
Product: MDM2 binding protein
Biological process (GO): regulation of protein ubiquitination; protein localization to kinetochore; traversing start control point of mitotic cell cycle
Cellular component (GO): kinetochore
Source: RefSeq, a predicted model, not a curated record
AUGUGGAAGCCGGGACCUUAAACCCGGGGUUAUCUCUGAGAUGGAUCGGUACCUGCUGCUGGUGAUCUGGGGGGAUGGAAAAGUCCUGUCGGCGGCCGGUGGGGAGGUGGAUCACAGGCCAGGAGUGUCGUCGGUUGAGGGCACCGAUAAACGGCCCGACUUCACAGCAGCAAAUGUUUAUCACCUCCUGAAAAGAAGCAUUAGUGCUUCAAUUAAUCCAGAAGAUAGUACUUUUCCUGCCUGUUCAGUGGGUGGUAUACCUGGUUCCAAGAAGUGGUUCUUUGCAGUGCAAGCAAUAUGUCGAUUUUAUCAGUUUUGUAGUUCUGAUUGGGAAGAGAUACAUUUUAAUACAGAAAAAGAUGAAAUUGAAGAUGCCCUUCAAACAAAUAUUGAAGAAUGUUUGAAUGCUGUUGAAUGUUUUGAGGAAGAAGAUAGUAAUGGCAGGGAAUCAUUAUCAUUGGCUGAUCUAUAUGAAGAAUCUGCAGAAAAUUUGCAUCAGUUAUCGGACAAGCUUCCUGUGCCUGGUAGAGCAAUGAUAGAUAUAUUACUACUCCCCUCUGACAAAGAUCCUCCUAAAUUGAAAGACUGCUUCCCUGCCGUAGGAGCAUUAAAACAUUUGAAGGAAUGGUAUUCAGCAAAAAUUAUUAUAGCAGGAAAUCAUUGUGAAAAAAGUUGUCAAAAAAUUGCAGAAUACCUUUCUGCUAGUGUUGCAUCUUUAGAAGAUCUCAGAAAUGCUAUUGACUCAAAGGAGUUAUGGAGGGGAAAGAUUCAGAUAUGGGAGAGAAAGUUUGGAUCUGAAAUUAGCUUUCCUGGAUUUUGCUUAAAAGGAGUUACACCUAAGAAUUUUAUUACAUCUAAUUUAAAUACUUGUUUUCUUGCCAAAACGAUAAUACCAUCAAAGAAGAGUGUUUUGCCAAAGGUUUUCCAUUAUUAUGCCUCUGCUUUAGAAUUUGUGCAAAUGAUAAAAUUAUCAGAUCUACCCUCCUGCUAUAUGUCGGACAUUGAAUUUGAGCUAGGAUUGAUGCAAAACAAUACCAACCAGAAUUCCAUGUUGCUGUUGGAGCAGAUUUCUUCUCUGUGUGGCAAGGUUGGUGCUCUUUUCAUGUUGCCUUGUACUGUUAGUAACAUACUUAUUCCACCUCCCAACCAACUCAGUUCGAGAAAAUGGAAGGAAUAUAUAGCUAAAAAACCUAAGGUAGUCAGUGUUCCAGAUGUUGAAGUGAAAGGAGAAUGUUCUUGCUAUUAUCUCUUGUUACAAGGAAGUGGCAAUAGAAAAUGUAAAGCAACAUUGUUUCACUCAGCCAACCAGAUUAAUGGCUCAUUUGUACUCAAUUUAAUUCAUGGAAUGAUGAAAGCCAAAACAGAAGAAACCCAACUGAGCUUUCCUUUUGACUUCUUAUCACUUCCACAUUUUUCUGGGGAGCAGGUUCUACAGAGAGAGAAACAGUUAGCUUGUAUUCAAGCUUUGGCUUUGAAAGAAUGUCUGAAAAGGAGAAAAUUGGCAAAGCAGCCUGAAACAAUUUCUGUUAAAGAACUCAAAACUCUGUUAAUGCUCACAAGGGAAUCCUUUUUACAUCAUUUUAAUGUUAUUAUUCCUAAAACAAAUCUAAUAAAGACAGACAAAAUAAAAACCUUCAAUACAUUAAAUGACAACAGUCCAGUGAAACCUGACUUUCCAAGUGUAAUGGAAACCAAUCCUCUGGAAUGGCCAGAAAGACAUGUUCUUCAAAAUUUGGAAAUUUUUGAAAAAGCUAAACAGAAACUGAGAACUGGUUCAUUACCUCGGUCAUCUGAACAGUUGCUAGGACACAAAGAGGGUCCACGGGACUCAGUCACAUUAUUGGAUGCUAAAGAAUUGCUGAAACACUUUACCUCAGAUGGAUUACCAAUUGGAGAUCUUCAGCCUUUACAGAUUCAAAAGAGGGAAAAGACUUUUGUUCUGACACCAGAACUUAGUCCUCGGAAACUUGGUUUAUCUUUUGAAAAAGCCUCAGUUUGUCAUUAUCAUGGAAUUGAAUAUUGCUUGGAUGACCGAAAUGCUUUAGAAAGAGAUGGAGGAUUUUCUGAACUUCAAUCUCGUCUUAUUCGUUAUGAAACUCAAACUACCUGCACCAGAGAAGGUUUUCCAAUACCUACUGUGUUGAGCCCUCUUCCAUCUCCUGCAGUUUUGUCAGAGCCUGGAAGUGUCCCUGAUGGAGAAGCUUUACAGUGUGAACUCCGAACUGAAGUAUCCCAAUUUAAAAGGAGAUCAAAAGACCAGAAUUGCCUGUAUCCCAAAAAAAGACUUGUCAAGUCUGAAAGUUCAGAUUCUCUUCUUUCUCAACCAAGUGGCAAUAGUAAUCAUCAUCAUCAUGUAGUGACAUCCAGAAGACCCCAGAAAGAAUGGUCGUUAUCUAUGGCUUUUCCAUCUGUUCCAGUUCUUAGCUGUGAAACUCCAAAAGUCACUACAAAGUCCAUUUCAGGUCAAACAAAUGUGCAAGAAUCAAAAAGAUCAAGGCAAAUUAAGGAAUCAAGGUCACAGAAACACACACGGAUACUGACAGAAGUAGUUACUGAAACCCUGAAGAAACACAGUAUUACUGAGGCUCAUGAAUGUUUUACUGCGUGCAGCCAGCGUCUCUUUGAAAUCUCUAAGUUCUAUCUAAAGGAUCUUAAAACUUCAAGGGGUCUAUUUGAGGAAAUGAAGAAAACUGCAAACAGCAAUGUUAUACAGGUGAUUGAAUGGGUAUUAGAAAAGACAAGCAAGAAAUGACCCAGAAUCAUUCUUUUUGGACAAUAAUAAGUUGGGUAGAAAUAUUAUUUACUGCUUCCUUCCUUAGUUUGAAAAUUAUAAACAAACUGUAAGCAUUACUCAAAGCAUAGAUGUUAAAUUUCUGAAGAAUUUCAUAAAUAUCCUAUAUUUAAUAUAGAUUUGGGGAUACCCAGUUAAUGUAUUUUUAAUUGUAUUCUUAUUUUAUAAGUCUCACUGUAUUUUAAUUUUAAAGCAAAUAUUUUUAUAUUUGUUUUUAUUUUCCUUUUUGGUAUUUAAUUAUAAUAAAUAGA